Molecule: messenger RNA, 501 nt
Organism: Tarenaya hassleriana
Lineage: Eukaryota; Viridiplantae; Streptophyta; Magnoliopsida; Brassicales; Cleomaceae
Product: protein GAST1
Exons: 4
Coding region: 39-398 (119 amino acids)
Source: RefSeq, a predicted model, not a curated record
AUAUACAUAGUUUCGAAGACAAAAACCAUCCGACAAAAAUGGCGACAAAACUCCAAACCAGUGUGUUCUCCGUUGCUGUGUUUAUGCUUCUUAUGUUGGUCCAAACGCAUGCCACCGAUCACUCCGAGGCUCCUUCUCCUCAGCUGCUGCAGCCUCCACAAUCUAACACUAACAAUUCUCAGUAUGGUACAACUCAAGGGAGCCUCCAACCUCAAGAGUGCAGAGGGAGAUGUGAGGGGAGAUGUUCGAGAACGCAGUACAAGAAGCCAUGCCUGUUCUUCUGCAACAAAUGCUGCACCAAGUGCCUCUGUGUUCCUCCCGGCACGUACGGGAACAAGCAAGUGUGUCCUUGCUACAACAACUGGAAAACUAAACGAGGCGGUCCUAAAUGCCCCUGACUCUAUUAUGUUUUUACUGUUUUAUCGGUUUAGGUUUCCAAAACCAGCGCAUGUAACAUGUUCCGGUUUAUUCCGGUUUAAUCACGUCUUCCCUCUUUUAGUA